Messenger RNA from Halichondria panicea, 2468 nucleotides. RefSeq names its product probable serine/threonine-protein kinase kinX. Gene Ontology annotation, molecular function: protein binding; protein serine/threonine kinase activity; ATP binding. The record is from RefSeq and is a predicted model, not a curated record. Gene Ontology annotation, biological process: protein phosphorylation. Lineage: Eukaryota; Metazoa; Porifera; Demospongiae; Suberitida; Halichondriidae. Bases 80 to 2335 code for a protein of 751 amino acids. The transcript has a single exon.
GCAAAUGACACACCCUAAAAGCUCUUUGUCCCUUUUCUAGCUAGCUUAAACUGUACACCUUUAUAGUCUAACAAGUCCUAUGGCCGAGAGACAAGACCACGAAAAAGAGUACAUAUUCAGAAAUGUUCAACUCUUCAAGAAUGAUACCCUUGGUACUGGCUCCUACGGGGCAGUGUGUAAAGCCAAGUGUGAUCAGCUACUCUGUGCCGCCAAGCUACUCUAUCCAGUGCUCUUCCAAAUGACUGCUCCCGAUCAUGGCAAAGAACACAGACACCCGUUUAGAAGAUUCGAAACAGAGUGUGCAUUUCUGAGUCGUAUCAACCACCCCAACAUUGUACAGUACCUGGGAACCUAUCGCGAUCCCGACACGAAUGCACCAGUUCUUCUCAUGGAGCUCAUGGACGAGAGUCUGACACACUUCCUGGAAUCAUCACCUGGAGACAUUCCUUACCACAUCCAAGUUAACCUCUCUUAUGAUAUAGCUCAAGCACUUGCCUUUCUUCAUUCCAAUGGGAUCAUCCAUCGCGACCUCUCCAGCAACAAUGUUCUACUGAUUGCAGGCACUCGAGCCAAAGUCACCGAUUUUGGAAUGUCCAAAUUCAGGGACAUAAACGUCACCCGACUAGCCACAAUGACCACAUGCCCAGGAACACCAGCUUUCAUGUCUCCUGAAGCACUAAAGCAACCACCAGUGUACACAGAGAAACUAGAUAACUUCUCAUUUGGUGUGCUUCUAGUUCAGACCACAACUCGGCAGUUUCCAGAUCCAACUGAUCCAUUUGAAACAAGAGAACUGGUUGAUCCACGAUUUCCGACUCAAGCAAUUCAAGCCAACGUUUCAGUACCGGAGGUAAAGAGAAGACAAGCCCACAUCAGCCUGAUUGAGCCCACCUACCCUUUAGUGCUGAUUGCUCGUCACUGCCUCAAAGACAGAGAUGUGGAACGACCAUCUUCCCAACAGCUCUGCCAAGCACUGAACUCUCUCAAGUGGACAGCCAGGUAUCAGAAAAGCUCCCAACAAGACCUGCACCAGAUACUCAGAGAGAAAGAUGAACAACUACAAACGAGUAAACAAAAUAUAACAAAAAAAGAGGAAAAACUGCAAGAAAAUCAACAGCUUAUAACGGAAAAAGACAUACAGCUACAAACAAAUCAAGAGACAAUAACACAAAAUAACGAGCAAAUACAUACAAAGGACAUUGAAAUUGGCCAACUCACUACAAGACUAAACCAAUCAACACAAGAAAACCGAAUCCUCCAGCAAGAUAAAGCAACCAUUCAACAUGAGGCUGAAGCGAGGGAGAGACAGCUGAGGAAACUCAACCAGGAGUUGCAAUCAAGUGAGGAAAAAACUGCUGCCCUCCAACAAGUCAUCGAUCAACGAGACAGAGAAGUGACUGAAUUGAGACAAACGUUAGCGAGUAAGAGCGAAGAAAUUCACGAUCUACCGAUUCGAAUGGACCAAGUCGCAUUACAAGAAGAGCAAGCCACACUAAUGAAAUCUGGUACAACAAAGUCACUACCUGAUGUACCUGUUGUUAUAAGGUAUGGAUCGUCAUCAGCCGUGAUUAGAGAUAAGGCAUACUUUAAUUCAUAUGGAAAUAAAACUAUUUAUGAGUUCAGCAACAAUCAGUGGCACGAGUUACCACGAUGCCCUAACAAAUACUUCACUAUUGUCAGUGUUGAUUACAUGCUCACAACUGUUGGGGGAGCAUCAGUCACACAACUAUAUAGUAACAAACUCUACAGCUACAUUAACAACAGAUGGGUCGAGCACUUCCCUCCCAUACCAACCGGACGAUGGGGACCUGGAGCUGUGUACGCUAACAACAUCUUUGUAGUGGCUGGGGGACAAUGCGAUUCAAAAAAUUUGAAUAAAGUUGAAGUAUUAAACACUGCUUACAUGCAAUGGUCUAUUGUUAGCUCACUACCUGUGCCAAACGAUCGACCAGCAACAACUAUCUGUGGAGACUAUGUGUACAUACACCCACGAACUAUUGAUACUCAAGAUAAGUAUUCAGUGUACAAAUGCUCAUUAAGUCAACUAACUGAGUCCCAGCCAAGCUCAGCUAUAUGGGAGAAGAUUUCCCCUUUGCCAGUUAGCAAGUCCUCUUUUGUUACCAUCAAUGAACACAUGCUGGCAGUGGGUGGGGAGGACUCCAAUAGAGAUGACACUAAGAAUAUAUAUCAGCACAAUGAAACAUCGUGGAUUGUCAUUAGUCAAUUGUCAACACCUCGAUCAGUAUGCCUCACUGCUGCCCUCCCAGGGAACAAACUGAUGGUGGUGGGAGGAGAUGAUACAUACAAAAAAUGUGAAAUAGCUACUUUUGUAUAGUACCAAAAUUUUUCUUUGUGUCCGUACACUGUACAUGUAUAUAUACAGAAGAUUUGAUCGUUGCAAGUGUUGAAAGUUAUAAUUAUGACAGCACAAUAAGUAUUAAGUUGGAAAUGAACGAUAUUUGAUCUUA